UUGGCAACAGAACGCUAAACCGGGAACAUGGCGACGCAGGAGGAGAACGUGUCCGAGAGGCAGGAUGAAGUCCCUGCAGAUCAGCUGGAGAAUUUUUCAAUAGGAGAGUUCCUGUCUCCUUCACAAAUAAAUGCUCUUAUGGAGGUUGAAGAUGUGGAUGAAAUACAAAGGCUAAUGGAAGGGUGUCUUAAUGUUGAAGACCCUGAGAUGAAUUUGAAAGAAGCCGUCUUGGUAGAUUAUUAUGUGUCUGGACUCUGCUGGGGAAAAGACAGAAACUUUAACUUACAGCAGUUGAGCGGUUUAAUGGGACUAUUACAUUUACUAAUGGAAAAUCUUCAAGAUAGAAGGUUGUCACUUGAAGAGAACAUAUUACAGCUAACAAGAGCCUUGACAGGCAUAGGGGAUAGUAUGCUUAAGGAUAAAGGAAAAUUAACAGUUUUGAAUGUCGACCAAGCUAAAGAUAUUAUCAGCUACUUUAAAAUCAGUUUAUUUCAGCAUUAUAGGCUUUAUGAAUGCAUGUUCACUGUCCCAAGGGAUCAAAUUGUUGUAGGUGCAGAGCAAAUAAUAGAGAUUGCUAAACCAGCACAAGCACCUUUCCCAGUACCACUUGAAGAAGGGAUACCCUGUGAAAUAUAUUCCAAAUUCCUAUCACCACCAGUUCCUAAAGAAGACACAGAACCAGUUGAGGUCGAGAUAAAUGAACAGUUAAGGGUUCAGGAAGAGGCCUUCACUUCAAAAAUAGAAAACCUGCAAAAGCCAUGACAUUCUCAGCAAGCUGGUUGGAACUUCAAAAAUCACAGUAUCACAAAAUGGAAAAAAAAGUUAAUUGUUUUCUAUGCAACCUACCCUCAAGCACGUGAAGUUGUUUUCAACGGCAUUAUUAUAAUUUUU
Messenger RNA from Bufo bufo (common toad), 891 nucleotides. It is a transcript of the gene CABCOCO1, whose product is annotated as ciliary associated calcium binding coiled-coil 1. Bases 28 to 762 code for a protein of 244 amino acids. Lineage: Eukaryota; Metazoa; Chordata; Amphibia; Anura; Bufonidae. The record is from RefSeq and is a predicted model, not a curated record. The transcript is spliced from 7 exons.